Molecule: messenger RNA, 588 nt
Organism: Trichoderma asperellum CBS 433.97
Lineage: Eukaryota; Fungi; Ascomycota; Sordariomycetes; Hypocreales; Hypocreaceae
Source: RefSeq, a predicted model, not a curated record
UUUUGAAACCCCCCUGUAUACAGUGCACUUGGUAUAAAGAAGAAAGGACAUAAAGAACAAUCAAAUUACGAACUACUAUGGUUUGCUUCCCAAGCUAUUAGCCUACUCGUGCGGCCGCUCCGGCUUUGGUGUAGCCGCCGGUACCAAACCUAAUAAAAGCGACGGCCACUCCCCCAGAUUUGGCAGACUGAACACCACUUUCUAUCUUAAAGUCUGUAAUCAAUCCUAGCCUGAUUUACACCAUUUCCCUUAACAAUUGUAUCGUAAACUUCAACCUGCGCUUGCCAACCCAGGCGGCUGCGAUGGCAUUUGCCUCCUCAUCUGAGACUCCCCACACCGGACCGAGACAACCUGGCUCACUCGCCGACUCAACAGAGGGGCUCCUGCAGGACCACGCGGAGUCAUUCGACGCAAAAGAGGGGGUCUUCCGUGCCUUCUCCGAAGCAUUCGACUCCAUAGCCCAGCAAGGAAAACAGAAAAAAUCAGCAAAUUGACCUAUUUGCAGUCUGUAAAGGAAGGUAACAGGGAUCCUAGAAGGCCCCGGAAGGCCCCGGAAGGCAGCCCGCCGGUCCGAUAAUUGGAAUGCGU